Micromonas pusilla CCMP1545 is the source of this 1011-nucleotide messenger RNA. RefSeq lists its product as uncharacterized. Lineage: Eukaryota; Viridiplantae; Chlorophyta; Mamiellophyceae; Mamiellales; Mamiellaceae. Gene Ontology annotation, molecular function: metallocarboxypeptidase activity; zinc ion binding. Gene Ontology annotation, biological process: proteolysis. The coding region runs from base 1 to 1011 and encodes 336 amino acids. The transcript has a single exon. The record is from RefSeq and is a predicted model, not a curated record.
AUGACGACGGUGCCGGAUCAGUACCCGGACGGAUACCCGAUCGGCACGCCGGGCGUGCCGUGGACGACGACCGAGCGCGAGCGAUGGCGCGCGCGCGUGGACGCGCCGAAGCGCUCGUACGCGGACGACGUCCUCGCGAAGCUCGACGCGCUGAAGACGUCAUCACACGGCGAUCGCUUCGAGGUUGUGAAAUACGGCGCGCUGCCGUACGACGCGUCGGACCCUGACCGUUACGCGCUCUUCGCGUGCGUCUCGCGCGAAUGGUCGAAGGACAAACCGUCCGUCCUCGUCACCGGCGGCGUGCACGGGUACGAGACCAGCGGCGUCCAAGGCGCGAUCGCGUUCCUCGAGACCGCCGCGGGGAACUACCUCGACGUCUUCAACGUCCUCGUCGCGCCGUGCGUGAGCCCGUGGGGGUACGAGCGGAUCCAGCGGUGGAACGCGUUCGCGGUGGAUCCCAACCGGUCGUUCGACCGCGCCGUCGCGUACGACCCGCCGUCGCCCGAGUCGGCCGCGCUCCUGGCGCUGGUCGACUCGAUGGAGCUCGGGGCCCAGAACGAGUGGAUGGCGCACUUCGACCUGCACGAGACCACGGACAGCGACGAGGCGGAGUUCCGCCCGGCGAAGGCGGCGAGGGACGGCGAGACGAACGCGCCCGACGUCGUCCCGAAUGGGUUUUAUUGCGUCGGCGACGCGGAGAACUCGCGCUUCGAUUUUCAAGCCGCGGUGAUUCGGAGCGUCGCGAAGGUGACGCACAUCGCGCCGCCGGACGCGAGCGGGAAUAUCAUAGGCGAGCCGAUCACGCAGGAGGGCGUGAUCGAGUACCCUUUGAAAGCGCUCGGGCUGUGCGCGAGCAUCACGGGCGCGAAGUACACGACGACGACGGAGGUGUAUCCGGAUUCGCCGACGGCGUCGGACGAGGAGUGUAACUCAGCGCAGGUGGCGGCGGUGACGGGGGGGUUGGAUUACAUCAUCGCGAAGGAGGGGUUGAUGGGGGCGAUGGGGAGGUGA